This is a messenger RNA of Gadus chalcogrammus (walleye pollock), 7221 nucleotides long. RefSeq names its product BTAF1 RNA polymerase II, B-TFIID transcription factor-associated (gene btaf1). NCBI's taxonomy places the organism in Eukaryota, Metazoa, Chordata, Actinopteri, Gadiformes, Gadidae. Gene Ontology annotation, molecular function: ATP hydrolysis activity; ATP-dependent chromatin remodeler activity; TBP-class protein binding. The transcript has 38 exons. The record is from RefSeq and is a predicted model, not a curated record. Bases 375 to 5936 code for a protein of 1853 amino acids.
CUCAUAUAAAAACAGUCUUCGGGGUUUCCUUCAGCGUGCGACAAAAUUACUCUUUACAUCUUAUUAGGUUAAAGUAUCUAUCAGCAAGUAUUUCUGAGGGUUAAACCCAGCUACACUUUGAUAUGCUUAUAGUAUUUGGCGAUAUUGUGUGAAAGAAGAUAUACGAAGAGACAAGAGAGACAAGUUUGAAGCCAUGAAACGCUAGCGAACUGGAUGCGCGGUUCAGGAGCAGCACAGCCCUUGUUGGCUACAGCUAGCGUGUCACUUCACCAAGUAGUCCAAGAUAGCACACACACACAGCACAAGACACAGUCCAAAGUUCUGCUGUCCUCUUGAAUGUUGGAGCAGAGAUACGAUAGCUGAACUAUCUGACCAUGGCUGUAUCGAGACUUGAUCGUUUGUUCAUCCUGCUGGACACGGGAACAACUCCAGUAACCAGGAAAGCAGCAGCCCAGCAGCUCGGAGACGUGGUCAAACUCCACCCACAUGAGCUCAACAAUCUCCUAUCAAAGGUUUUGAACUAUUUGAGGAGUCCCAACUGGGACACCCGCAUAGCAGCUGGGCAGGCAGUCGAAGCUGUGGUUAAGAACAUCCCCGAGUGGGACCCGGCCCCUAAGCCUAAGAAGGAGUGUUGCGACGAAGAGUCUCCUGAAGAGCCGUCAUGUGACAGGUUGAGUUUCUACCACUUCGACAUCUCCCGCCUUCUCAAACACGGAGCUUCUCUACUGGGAUCCGCAGGGGCCGAGUUUGAGCUUCAGGAUGACAAGUCUGGGGAAGUAGAUCCCAAAGAGCGCUUGGCACGCCAGCGCAAGCUCCUCCAGAGGAAGCUGGGCCUGGACAUGGGCGCGGCCAUCGGCAUGGACACCCAGGAGCUGUUCAACGACGAUGACCUGGACUACACGCAGCACAACGCCACGGCAGCUGCCGGAUCCAGCGCCUACAACCACGCACCCAUGCAGGCAGCAGAGUUGAUUGACUCUGAAUUCAGGCCCGGCAUGAGCAAUCGACAACGGAAUAAAGCUAAGCGGAUAGCAAAGCUAGUAGCAAAGCAACGAUCCAGAGACAUGGAUCCAAAUGAGAAAAGUAACGACAGCAUGGAUGCCGAACCCGACGAGAAACGAAGAAAAACAUCGAAUGUGGUCAUCGACCAAUCGGCAUCAGACGUUAAAGUCGUAAUCGACAAUGUUCGGGAUUCCUCCAGCAGUCUUGAAGAGACACAGGAAUGGCCUCUGGAAAGCUUCUGUGAGGAACUCUGCAACGACCUCUUCAACCCCUCCUGGGAGGUCCGUCACGGUGCCGGCACGGGGCUUAGAGAAAUCCUCAAGUUCCACGGGCGCGGCGGCGGCAAGCUGGUGGGGAGCACGGCGGAGCAGAUGACGCGGCAGCACCAGGAGUGGCUCGACGACCUCGUGAUCCGACUGCUCUGCAUCUUCGCUCUCGACCGCUUCGGGGACUUUGUGUCCGACGAGGUGGUGGCCCCCGUGAGGGAGACGUGCGCCCAGUCUCUGGGCGUGGCCCUGCGUCACAUGACGGAGAACGGCGUCGCCAUGACGGUGGACAUCCUGCUGACGCUGCUCACCGAGGACCAGUGGGAGGUCCGGCACGGCGGCCUGCUGGGCAUCAAGUACGCCCUCGCCGUCCGACAGGACCUGAUCCCGGCGCUGCUGCCCCGGGUCCUGCCCGCCAUCACCGAGGGCCUGCAAGACCUGGACGACGACGUCCGCGCCGUGGCGGCGUCCUCGCUCAUCCCCGUGGUGGACGGCCUGGUGCAGCUGCUGCCCAACAAGGUGCCCUUCAUCGUGAACACGCUGUGGGACGCCCUGCUGGACCUGGACGACCUCACCGCCUCCACCAACAGCAUCAUGACCCUGCUGUCCUCCCUGCUUACCUACCCCCAGGUCCGCCAGUGCAGCCUGGAGCAGUGUCUGACCAUCCUGGUGCCGCGGGUCUGGCCCUUCCUGAGGCACACCAUCUCCUCGGUCCGACGGGCGGCCCUGGAGACCCUGUUCACCCUGCUCUCCAAAGCCGACCAGGACUGCGCCCAGUGGUUGAACCCCGUCCUGCAGGAGAUGCUGCGCCACAUCUUCCAGUCCUGCAUCCUGGAGAGCCACCAGGACAUCCUGGACCUCAUUCAGAAGGUCUGGAUGGAGCUGCUGAAGCGAGCCCAUCAGCAGUUUGUGGUGGCAGCCAGCUGUCCGUGGAUGGGCGCCUGGCUGUGUCUCAUGAUGCAGGCCUCCCACAUCCCCAUCGACCUCAACAUGCUCCUGGAGGUCAAGUGCCGCUCCAAGCAGGACAAGGCCGGCAUCAAGGCCCGCCAAGGAGGGCUCCCCCAGGUGAAGGAGACGGUCCAGGAGUACAUAGCGGGGGCGGAGACCGUGACGGAGGACCAGGGCACCAGGGAUUACGUCGUGGUGCGCGCGCGCCUCACCGCAGCCAAGCUGCUUGCCGCUCUGUGUCGGUGUAUCUGCGACCCGCAGCUCAACGCCGCCUCCCAGGAGAUCCGUCCGGCGGAGUCGCUGGGCCAGCUGCUGCUCUUCCACCUCAACACCAAGUCGGCGCUGCAGCGUAUAGCCGUGGCGCUGGUGCUAUGCGAGUGGGCCGCGCUGCAGAAGGAGUGCCAGGUGGUCUCGGUCAUGGUGCAGCCCCGCCUGCUGGCCAUCCUGUCCGAGCAGCUGUACUACGACGAGAUCGCCAUCCCCUUCACCCGCAUGCAGAACGAGUGCAAGCAGCUCAUCGCCAUGCUGGCCGAGGCCAACAUCGACGUGCCGGAGCGCAUCAACUGCAGCGUGUUCACCAUCGACCAGGCCAACGAGCUGGUAACCAGCAUCUUCGCCGAGGCCACGGCGGAGCUCUGCGCCCGCCAGCCGGCGCAGUGGCAGCCUCUGGACGGCAAGCGGCAGCAGGCUCACGCCACGGUGCAGGAGACCAGCGCCGAGUGGCAGCGGCUGCACCUGCGCGUGCACCUGUUGGUGGCCUGCGCCGUGGUCAACCUGCAGGCGCUGCCUGACAAGCUGAACCCGCUGGUGCGGCCGCUGAUGGAGGGCGUGAAGCGCGAGGAGAACGCCCUGGUGCAGGGCUACGCCGCCUCCUUCCUGGCCAAGCUGCUGCAGCAGUGCGCCGCCCGCCAGCCCUGCCCUAACACCAAGAUCAUCAAGAACCUCUGCAGCUCGGCCUGCGCAGACCCCGCCGUCACGCCCUCCUCCUCCUGCCCCGUGCCCCCGCCGCCCGAGGCCCUCAAAGUCGGUGGCACGGAGAAGGACUGCAUGCACCACAACGUCAGCAAGACCCGAGGCAUCAUCACCCUCUACCGCCACCAGAGGGCGGCGUUCGCCAUCACCAGCAAGAGGGGUCCCGCCCCCAAGAUGUCCAAGACCUCCGUCGAUUUUUCACCAGGCUGCGGAAUCGGUACAGACAAUGAUGAGAUUAAGAGGCCGUGCCUGAUUCAGAGGCGAGGAGCCGAGUUCUCUCUGACGACUAUCGCUAGGCACUUUGGGGCCGAGCUCACGGGCUCUCUGCCGUACCUGUGGGAGAACAUGGUGGGGCCCCUGAGGACGGCUGUGGAUGACAAGCAAGGCAUAGACGCGCCGGCCCAGCUGAAGCGCGGCGACGCCGUGGCCCAGGAGCUGAUCAACUCUCUGCAGAUCCUCGAGGUCACGGCCAGCGCCAUGUCUGCAGAGCUCAAACCCGUGCUGCUGGAGCACCUGCCGCACCUGUUCAGCUGCCUGCAGCACCCGUACACGGCGGUGCGGCACAUGGCGGCGCGCUGCGUGGCCGUGCUGGGCAGGACGUCCACGCUGGAGACCAUGCACCUCUUCCUGGAGCGCGUGCUGCCCUGGCUGGCCGCCAUCGACGACUGCACCAAGCAGGAGGGCGCCAUCGAGGCCAUGGCCUGUAUAAUGGAGCAACUGGAGGUGGACAUCGUGCCGUACAUCGUGCUGCUGGUGGUGCCCGUAUUGGGGCGCAUGAGUGACCCCAACGACAGCAUCCGCUUCAUGGCCACUCAGUGCUUCGCCACCCUCAUCCGCCUGCUCCCCCUGGAGGCCGGUAUACCCGACCCUCCAGCCAUGUCUGCAGACCUGAUCCGCCAGAAGGCCAGAGAGCGCCACUUCCUGGAGCAGCUGUUGGACAGCAGGAAGCUGGAGAACUACAACAUCCCCGUGCCCAUCAACGCAGAGCUCCGGAAGUACCAGCAGGACGGCGUGAACUGGCUCUCCUUCCUGAACAAAUACAAGCUGCACGGGAUCCUGUGCGACGACAUGGGCCUGGGCAAGACCCUGCAGUCUAUCUGCAUCCUGGCUGGGGACCACUACCUCAGAGCGCAGGAGUACGCCAGGACCCAGGCGGCGGGCUGCAGCCCCCUGCCCUCCCUGGUGGUCUGUCCGCCCACCCUGACGGGCCACUGGGUGGACGAGGUCAGCAAGUUCUGCCCCAAGGAGUACCUGAGCCCCCUGCACUACACGGGGCCUCCGCUGGAGCGAGUCAGGUUGCAACAUCAAGUGAAGAAACACAAUCUCAUAGUCGCGUCAUACGAUGUUGUAAGGAACGACAUCGACUUCUUCAAAAAUAUAAAAUUCAAUUAUUGUAUUCUUGACGAGGGUCAUGUCAUCAAGAACGGGAAGACUAAACUCUCAAAGGCGAUCAAGCAGCUGGCUGCUAACUUCAGAGUCAUCCUGUCGGGAACGCCCAUCCAGAACAACGUGCUGGAGCUGUGGUCGCUGUUUGACUUCCUCAUGCCGGGCUUCCUGGGCACCGAGCGACAGUUUGCUGCCCGCUACGGGAAGCCCAUCCUGGCCAGCCGCGACGCCAAGAGCUCCUCCCGGGAGCAGGAGGCCGGUGUUCUGGCCAUGGAGGCGCUCCACAGACAGGUGCUGCCCUUCCUGCUGAGGAGGAUGAAGGAGGACGUGCUGCAGGAUCUUCCUCCCAAGAUCAUCCAGGACUACUACUGCAACCUGAGCCCCCUGCAGGUUCAGCUGUACGAGGACUUCGCUAAGUCUCGGGCCAAGGUGGGCGUGGAGGACACCAUCUCUCUGGCCUCGCAGGAGGAGGAGGAGAAGCCCAAGCUGAAGGCCACGGGUCACGUGUUCCAGGCUCUGCAGUACUUGAGGAAGCUGUGUAACCACCCCGGGCUGGUCCUGACUCCUCAGCACCCCGAGUACAAACGCAUCACGGAGCAACUGGCUGCUCAGAACACCAGCCUGCGUGACAUCCAACACGCACCCAAACUCUCGGCACUCAAACAGCUGCUGGUGGACUGCGGGCUGGGCGGCGGCGGCGGCGCGGCCGAGGGCUGCCCCGAGGCGGUGGUGGCCCAGCACCGUGUGCUGAUCUUCUGCCAGCUGAAGAGCAUGCUGGACAUGGUGGAGAAGGACCUGCUGAGGCCCAAGCUGCCCAGCGUCUCCUACCUGCGGCUGGACGGCAGCGUGCCGGCCGGCCAGAGGCACGGCAUCGUCUCCAGGUUCAACAACGACCCGUCCAUCGACGUGCUGCUGCUCACCACCCACGUGGGGGGCCUGGGGCUUAACCUGACGGGGGCGGACACCGUGGUGUUCGUGGAGCACGACUGGAACCCCAUGAGGGACCUGCAGGCCAUGGACCGCGCCCACCGGAUAGGACAGAAACGCGUGGUGAACGUGUACCGGCUGAUCACGCGCGGCACCCUGGAGGAGAAGAUCAUGGGGCUGCAGAAGUUCAAGAUGGGCGUCGCCAACACCAUCAUCAGCCAGGAGAACUCCAGCCUGCAGAGCAUGGGCACCGACCAGUUGCUCAACCUCUUCUCCCUGGACAAGGACAACAAGGGGGAGAAGGGGGAGUCGUCUGCGUCGGCGGCGGGGAAGACGUCCAUGCGGACGGUUCUGGACGGACUGGGCGAGCUGUGGGACCAGCAGCAGUACGACACCGAGUACAACCUCGACAGCUUCAUGACCUCCCUGCAGUAACCCCCCACACCCCCGGCCCGGUGCGCUCUACGCUACCCCUCAGGAAGGAAGCGGGCCCCGGUAACCGCACCCCCUGCUGCACGCGAGGCUCGGAGGAGGAGAGAGGCGGGCGGUGGCGGUGGAGCAUCUCAGCUCCGCCCACCUCCCUCCUCCUCCUCCCCCCUCGCACUCUGUUCAUACGGUGGCUGUCCCCGUGGUGGAGAGCGUCCUCCGCUGAAGAACCAGUGUUAACCCCCUUCUAAGCCCCCCUCGGCCCCCCCUCCCGGGCGGCGGGGAGCCGUGCGUACCGGUAUGAACCGGUCGUGGCGUUGGCCUCGGUGUGUGAGCGUCCGUGUCCUGGGGGGUGGGGUGAGGGGGAGUCUGUAGGCUGGGCGGUGUUGUUCUACGGAGCCUGCUCCGCGUCCAGCCGUGUCCUACGGUGACGUCUGUAGUGUUGUAGCCGAUGGUGUGCCCCUCCCGCCCUCUAGGGGGAGCUGUAGUUUCCAGAGCCCCCCCCCCCUCAGCACAGCUACAGUGACUUUGAGGCUUGGGCUGAAGAAGGUUUGUUCUCCCCUUUUUUUUCAUUUUAUUUUAAUUUUCUUUCGGGAUAUGAGGUGGGAAGAGAUGCACCGAAAAAGAUGGUUUAACCAGCAGAGGGACUGGAAAAGAUGGUUUAACCAGCAGAGGGACUGGGAAAGCACUGAACUGAAGCCUUACAGCGAGUGGAAAGCUGCGGCACUCGACUUGUUUCCAAAAGUAUUUUAAAAAUAUUAUAGAGCAGACUUGUAAAUAUUUCUGUAAUGGCUGCUGUUUGUUUAAACUGAUGGAAUGAAAUAAAUUCUGCAGAACUUUGAAUAUGUUUUCGGAUUUGUGUUGUUAUUGUGUUAUGCGCUUUAAAAAGGUAGAACAUGUUUGGUAACUUUCAUGUACACAAAACAAUGGAUAAGCUACAAGUGCGAUUCAUCAUUUUUAAAUGUAGGAUCAGAUUAGCAGUAAUGCAUCAAUGGGAAGACCAGUGAAAACAUUGUAUUCAUCAGGUAUAGUUAUUACAUGACCAGCCAUUCACCUCUGUUAAUGUAAAUGAUCAUUUUUAUUCAACGUUUAUAUUAUUUUUCAUUUCUAAUUGUCAAUCUGAAAUUUUGCCAAAAGGUUGUUUUUUGUCAAUCAAGGAGCCUACAAACCUGGUAGAUGUCUUCUGCAGAAGGACGAGGAAGAGGCUAGGCAAAUGACCACAAGCGUUCACGACACAUACAGUUACAUUUAAUAACAUUAGCUUAUUGAUACAGAAAAGGGUCAAACUGGUUUG